AUGGGUUCUAAUCAAUCUUCUUAUUGUUAUCAUCAAUCCAACAAGUUUCAAGGUACUUCUGAACAAUUACAAGCCAUAGAACAAAUUCAAUCCGAAUUUCAAAUCACUACUGAUCAUAUGCAUGCUAUUGUGGAUCAAUUUAUAAAAGAAAUGCAAAAAGGAUUAGAUCAUCAUGGUGCUACUGUGGCGAUGAUUCCUAGUUUUGUCAGUGGUCGUCCUACAGGGGAAGAAAAAGGUAAAUAUUUGGCAUUGGAUUUGGGAGGUACCAAUUUACGCGUAUGUCAAGUGGAAUUAUUGGGUCAAGGCAAAUAUCAUCUUCAUCAACAAAAAUAUGUAGUAUCAGAUCAACUGAAGACUGGUGAUAUGCGACAUUUAUGUGAUUUCAUUGCCGAUUGUGUGGAUGAUUUCAUCAGUGAACAUGGUGAUCCUCAUGAAAAGGUGGAUAUGGGUUAUACUUUUUCAUUUCCUAUCUGGCAAACUUCCAUCAAUAGUGGUGAAUUAAAACAAUGGACAAAAGGUUUUGCUUGUGCUAAUGCGGUUGGUACGGAUCCUGCUGUUUUAUUACAAGAUGCUUUCCAUCGUAAAAAUUUAUUGGUCAAUAUUGCUGCUAUUGUGAAUGAUACAGUGGGAACAUUGAUGGCACAUGCUUAUCGUCAUCCUGAAACGACCAUGGGUGUAAUUUUAGGCACAGGUUCCAAUACAUGUUAUUAUGAAGAUAUCUCCCGAAUUACUAAAUUUGAAGCUGACAAUAACAAAAUACUAUCCAAUGAAAUGGUAGUGAAUAUGGAAUGGGGAGCAUUUGAUUGUGAAAGACGCAUUCUACCAUUCACAAUGUAUGAUAACAAGUUGAACCGAGAAUCUGUCAAUAUCAAUGAACAAUUAUUUGAAAAGAUGAUCAGUGGCAUGUAUUUGGCAGAAAUAGCACGUAAUUGUAUGCUUCAUUGGAUUGAUCGAUUGGUUCUAUUUGGUGGACAAUCAUCACCUGAACUCAAUAUGCAAUGGCGAUUUGAAACAGCAUACAUGUCUACUAUUCAUGGUGAUCAUUCUCCAAAUUUGACAGCAACAAAACAUGUUCUUGAAGAUAUUAUGGAUAUGCCUGCUGGAUCAACCACAUUGGCAGAUCGACAAUUGGUACAGGCUAUUUGUAUAGCGGUGGGUCAACGUUCUGCUCGAUUGGCAGCUUGUGGAUUGGCGGGUAUCAUAAAACACAAGAAGAUGAUAAAUGAUGAUGAUGAUGAUAAGAAGAAUGAUUGUUUGAUUGCUAUUGAUGGAUCUUUGUUUGAAUUUUAUCCUGAAUAUGAAGCAAAUAUGAUGAGUGCUUUGGUGGACCUGUUUGGAGAAAAAAUACGUCAUCGUGUACGUUUUGAACUAUCAAGGGAUGGAUCUGGUUUAGGUGCUUCAGUGAUUGCUAUGAUGGCUUCCAAGAUGGCAAAACAAUAG
Messenger RNA from Halteromyces radiatus, 1440 nucleotides. Its product is annotated as hexokinase-domain-containing protein. Gene Ontology annotation, cellular component: mitochondrion; cytosol. Gene Ontology annotation, biological process: glucose 6-phosphate metabolic process; intracellular glucose homeostasis; glycolytic process. Lineage: Eukaryota; Fungi; Mucoromycota; Mucoromycetes; Mucorales; Cunninghamellaceae. The record is from RefSeq and is a predicted model, not a curated record. Gene Ontology annotation, molecular function: D-glucose binding; ATP binding; mannokinase activity. The transcript has 4 exons. Bases 1 to 1440 code for a protein of 479 amino acids.